Molecule: messenger RNA, 1391 nt
Organism: Prunus avium (sweet cherry)
Lineage: Eukaryota; Viridiplantae; Streptophyta; Magnoliopsida; Rosales; Rosaceae
Source: RefSeq, a predicted model, not a curated record
GGCGGGCUCUUAGCGCCUAGGCGCCGCCUAGCCCAAUUUUUUGAAAAUUUCCUUGUGAUUCUUUGUGUUAUCGGCUUGAUCUUUCCUAUUCUGGUCAAGCAUGCAAUUGAAAAUUGUCGUUGAUGUUGUUUGCUAAAGAACAAAUAGCAUGCGAAGAUCACCUGUUAGAGCCUUUUGUUGAGAAUUUCGUACUGGAAAUCAAAGUCCACUUCGAGAUGCCGGAUAUUGAACUUAUGCACAUGUGGUAUGCUCUAGAUUUAGCUGUUCUUGCGGUUGGAGUGAUGGAAAAGACUACGACUAGUGAAAGAAAAAGUUUUCAUCAAGUUACAUUUGACCAUUUGAAAGAUCUACAGAACCAUUUGGAGGCUGUCAAUGACAUCCCUCGCAAGAUCAUGAUGGCGAAUGUCAUAAGUUUGCUUUUACAUAUGGAUGAUCUUUCUCUCAAUUUGGCUCGUUGUGCCUCACCAUGGAGCUAUUCUGAAUCACGUUACACAUGUGCUACAGAGCAAACUGAUCUAACACGUGAAGAGGGAAACAAAUUAGUUGUAUCUUUCACGGGGAAACUACUAGAUAUAUUACAUCACUGUCCUCCUUCAACUAUAAGUUUAUAACUGAACUAGAUCAUGCUCUAAGUGAUGGCGUAAGUAGGGGUGGAAGACAAGCAUUGGAGUGGAGAGCGUCAAUUGCUAAACAUUUGAAGAGUGGGAAUCGCAGUCGUCAAUUUUGCAGCGUCUUCUUUCGUUAUCUGAACGCCAGUGGCAGUGGAAAGAGGCAUUAACUGUAUUACGUCCCGCACCAUCUAAGCUAAUUAACCUGGAAGGGAGGGUGUGUUAUUGGCUGCAAUUCCAGGAACCAAAAUAUGGUCCCAAACUGCAAAAUAAUCUGCAUCCAAUGGCGGAGCCACAGUGGGGUCAGUGGGGUCGCACGACCUCUUGGAAGCCAUGGAAAUAGGCUUAGAGGUCCCUUGGAGCUGGGGGAGAGACCCCUUGGAGUUGCACACCAGGUGCUUGAUGUUUUUCCUGAGGAAGAAAGGAGCUGUGCGAGGAAGAAGAAGCUGCUGAUUUUUCAAAACAUCCUGGGCAAAACGACGUCGUUUUGACCCAGGAAUGUUUUUUUUUUAAAUGGCCUGGCCAGCAACUUCCCCAAAUGUCCAAACCCAUUGCUUUCAAUUAUACAACUUUACCAACGUUUAAUAUACAGAGGCCCAACAACCCUUUGUAUUUCCCAUUUCAUUGGGCUUUCAUGAGACAAAGUUUUAUGAAAAACAUAAAAAUACUUAAAUAAAUGUAAUAAAAUAUCAUGUCUAUGCUCCAUUCAACUCAAACACUCAAAUGGACUCCUAAAAUCCCAAAUUCUAUUAUUCUCUACCCUAAGUUCCCAACUAAAUCUCC